AACCAACUAUCUUUAUAGCAUGUGUGUAUGGCGUAUUAAUGAUUAAUUACGUUGGUAAUUAUUUGCCAAUUGGAAAAUUAAUAUUCAAUUUAACUAUAGCAAUAUACUAAUAUUGAUAUUAGUUACUAUUUGUACCAAAAUUAAAAUUAGCACAUUUAAUUUCUUUAAUGCCUUAUGUUUUGCAAUUAUAAACUUUUGAUGUUAAUUUUCACGAUGCUGUUAUUUCAAUACAGUUACCUGGGAUCAACAAAAUUCAAAUUAUUAUUAAAUAUUAAUUUAAAGCAAAAUGUCUUGCAAUUAUGCUGAUGGUUUAUCUCCGUAUGAAUAUAAAGGGGAAGUUGGUAUGAAUGAAGUUUUCGAUACUCCUGAAGUUUUAAAACAAAAGAUUUCACUUCUUGCUGAGUGGAUCAAAGAUUCUAAAUAUACAGUUUUUCAUACAGGUGCUGGUAUAAGUACAUCAGCUGGUAUUCCAGAUUUUAGAGGACCAAAAGGAGUGUGGACUUUAGAAAAAGAAGGAAAAAAACCAGAAGUCAGCUUAGAUUUCAAUGAUGCUAAACCAACAGUUACACAUAUGGCAAUCAAAAGCUUGGUCAAAAAAGGUUACGCAAAAUAUGUUGUCAGUCAGAAUAUAGAUGGUUUGCAUUUGAAGUCAGGAUUACUUCGUCAACAUGUUUCUGAAGUUCAUGGAAAUAUGUUUACUAUGAAAUGUAACAAAUGCAAAAGGAGCUAUGUGAGCAAGACUGCUGUAAAAACAGUUGGGCAACGAUGCUUGGACAUAAAAUGUUUUGGGAAAAAUAAGAAUGGCCAUCAAUGCCGAGGUGUUUUGUAUGAUACAAUAUUAGACUGGGAACAUCAGUUACCUAUUGAAGAGUUAGAGCUAUCGGAGUUACAUUCUAAAAUGGCUGAUUUAUGCGUUUGUCUUGGAACUUCGUUGCAAAUUCAACCAAUCAAUCUGGUUCCAUUUAAUGCAAAAAAAAACAAAGGAAAAGUCGUUAUUUGCAAUUUACAAAAAACUAACUGUGAUCGGAAAGCAGAUUUAGUUAUUCAUACAUAUGUAGACAAUCUGAUGAAGUCUCUAAUGGAUAUCCUUGGAGUAGAUAUUGACGAAUACGACGAGAUUAAAGAUCCAACAAACAUAAAUUAUGAAAUCACUGAUUGGACGAUUUAUGAAAUAGAUUUAAAGAAAGUACGAGAUAUUAAAAAAAACACUACAAAAUCAAAAAAAAGAAAAAAGUCUGAAGCUAAAUUUUCUAAUCCGGAAUCGGAAACAGUAACAGAAUUGCCCUGUAAUAAUCAAAUUCUUAAACCAUCAAAAAUUUCUAAACUCAAUAAUAUUGAUAAUAUUAUAAAAUAAUAACAAAAUAAUUAAGUUCAUUAAUUAUAUUUAUAAUAAUUUUUUCUAUAUAAAUCAUCCUCUAAUAUGGUUCGUAACAAUUUCUAAAAAAAAUUACAUUGAAAAUACUUAUAAAUAUGAUAUUAAUCUAAUUAUAAUAAUGUCAAAAAUACAAUACUAGGUAUACAGUUGUUGGAAAUAGCGCACUGUUGGUUUGCGACAUUUGAAUCAGGAGAAUGCCGCUGUGUGAAUUGGCCCUAUCGAGUGACUAUAGUCUUGAACAUGGCGGCACUAAACAAUUCCAUAACUAGGGUAAACAUUUAUAUUAACUCAGUUUGGGGUUUGGUUUCCAUGUUUUGUGGUGGUUUGUACUUCAGAUCACAAGUGCUGAUUGUUGUGUGCUAUAAUAAUGCACUAUUUUUUUUUGGUUAUAGCUUCAAUAAACAAUACUAGAAUAAUUGUCCAUUGUAGAUUAUAUACUUUUGUACUUGCUAUCACUUUAUAGCAUGAACUGGAACAUUUAUGGUUUUUUUAGAUUCGGUAACAAUUUGGUUGUUAGAAGAUCAAAAUCGAUAUGUGUUUUUUUUUGUUUUUAAAAACUUUAAAUUCCAGUUAGGUUUUAUAAAAAAAAAUAUUCAGUGUCAUCUAAAUUCCUCAAAAAUGAAGUGUCACUUCACGUCAGUUAUGACAGCUUGGCCUUAAUUUCAAACAGGUAUUCCAACAAUUGUUAAUGACUUUCUGCGGGGUACUACAAAAGAAAAAAAAUUACCUAUCAUCACUUCAACUCAUGUACUUUAUUCAUAUAACCCUUAAUCUUUUUAUUUUUUUUAUUUAUUCACUGCUUGCACUUUUCCAUAUUUUAUAACAACAAACAUCAAUAUACUACUUAUAAUUUAUAAAUCAUUAAGAAACCCUUAGAAAGUGUACAGAUUUUUAAAGUUAAAAUGAUAAAAUGAUUAAAUAGUAUUUUAUUUCAUAUAUAAUAUUACAUAAUUAUUGAAACUAAAAAUAUAAAAGUAUCGGUUUCAUUAAAAUUCCAGUUUUAAAAUUAUUAUAAAUAAAGGUUCCAGUGAGGUUCUGAUUUUUAAAAUAUUUAAACAAAGGUUUUGGUUCUGGUGCCCAUUAUUUUGAAAGGGUUCAGGUUCUUUUUGGUUCUGUUCAAACUACUUUUACAAACAUUUAAAGUUUUGAACUAUUAAAAUAUUUCUAGUUUAUCUAAAACUUGAUACAAAAAAAUGUAUUAUAGAUUUAUACAGUUUACACUUAGUAAUAAAAUACAAAAAUUAUGUCACUGCCGUAUACACAACUCAAGUUUCAAUAAAUUUAAACUGCCUAUGCAGUGGUGUGCUCAGCUUUUUUGAAGGGGAGGGGAUAAUAUUUUUUCACUAUUUUCAUACUGCAGACAGAAGAAUUAAGUCAAGAUCAAUAA
Molecule: messenger RNA, 2762 nt
Organism: Myzus persicae (green peach aphid)
Lineage: Eukaryota; Metazoa; Arthropoda; Insecta; Hemiptera; Aphididae
Gene: Sirt6
Product: NAD-dependent protein deacetylase Sirt6
Exons: 8
Coding region: 287-1354 (355 amino acids)
Molecular function (GO): NAD+ binding
Source: RefSeq, a predicted model, not a curated record